Mastomys coucha (southern multimammate mouse) is the source of this 2034-nucleotide messenger RNA. It is a transcript of the gene CUNH2orf81, whose product is annotated as chromosome unknown C2orf81 homolog. NCBI's taxonomy places the organism in Eukaryota, Metazoa, Chordata, Mammalia, Rodentia, Muridae. The coding region runs from base 163 to 1977 and encodes 604 amino acids. The transcript is spliced from 4 exons. The record is from RefSeq and is a predicted model, not a curated record.
GCGACGCGCGGCUACGCGGUUGCCAAGCAACCGUGGACCACGCCAGGGACCCUCAGAGGGGCCUGGUUGCCGAGGCGACUGUUGGGUCGCGGCCACUGCAGCUACAGCGAUGGAGGGUCCUGAAGGCAGCUGAAACAACGCCUUGGAUUGACUGUCGCGACAAUGUCACACGAAGGCUCGAGGCAGGCACGAGACCGUGGGGCGACCCGAUCCAAGGCAGAAAAAGCCCGGCCACCCACCCAGCCGGUGCCGCAGGUGGACAUCGUGCCUGGGCGGCUCAAUGAGGCAGAAUGGAUUUCGUUUCUGUCUCUGGAGGAAGGCGAGGACGUAGUGGGUGACAUCUUGGCCGACCUUGUGACUCGAGUUAUGGAGUGUGCCUUCAAAGUCUAUCUGACCCAGCAGUGCGUUCCAUUCACCAUUAGCCAGGCUCGAGAGGCCAUGCUGCAGAUCACUGAGUGGCGCUUCCUGGCCCGAGAUGAGGGAGAAUCUGCAGUGGCUGAGGACCCCACGUGGGGCGAGGAUGAGGAGCCCCUGGCAUGCACCACGGAUGCCUGGGCCCAGGGCUCCGUGCCUGUACUGCACACACCGGCGCCCGUUGGUGUAGAGGAGCACUUCCACAAUGAAGAACCUAGGAACCAGGACCAGUUCCUUAUAGGCUCAUCGUGGGACAGAGAAUUUCAGGAGCCGACACAAUCUUCAGAACCUUCUGCCGAGCCCAGAGUCACUCCGAAACCCAUUCCCACCUUGGAGGUGUUUGAGGCUGAGCCCGGGGAUGCCUUGGAAGUACCCCACGGCCAAGAGGGAAGCCGUACCUCGGUUGUGCCCUCGAAGGAGUCUUUACGACCUACGCCAGAAGUCGAGCGCGUCUGCAGCCCCCAAUCUUACCUGAGGCUGCCCCAAUCAGGAGUCUACGUGCAGGCCUCUGACCAGAAGGGGUUGUCCUCCAGCCCACACCUGUCGCUUGAGGAUCUUUACUACUGCUUGCCCCAGCCAGACGCGGCAGGGGACCGGCUGAGCGCGAAGAGCAAGGGCCAGCUCCGCAGCUGUUCGACAGGCUCGGUGUCCCUCCUCAGUACGUUCACCCCGAUAGACUCCUCCGGGCUCCAGAAGCCUGAAAGCUUGGAAGUGCGGUCAAGCUCCAAGACAGCCACGUUGCGCCUGGAUUCCUCGCGGCUGGAUUCCUCGCGGCUGCCCCGCCACUGGGUGCGCCCCAUGGCCGAGGUCCUGAUCCCAGACCUCGAAGUGCGCCCUUUGGAAAUAUAUCGCGGGCGCACGGGGAAGAGUGAAGCUGGGGCCAGAACCUCAUCAUUCGAGUUCCAGGCCCUCAGCUCUAGUGCGCACCCCAAACUCCACGUCUCUACCCCAAGGUUCCCACUCCAGAGGUGUGCUACGUUCCGUGCUUUGGGCUCGGAUCCCACUUUAAACUUGGCCCAAACCACACCGUCCUUCGGGUCAAACUUGCCAUUCCUCAGCCCCGGGUUCCGCUUCCUCGCUAGAAACUCAAUCCCUCCAGACGUCGCCAGUCCCCCCACCCCCAAACUAUGGCCCCUAGCUAAGUGGCCAAGUGGCUGGGAGCGGGAGGCGGAGCAGCUGGGAGAGCUGUGGGCGGGCCGAACUCGCGUGCCUGCACAGGGCCAGGCACCCGCAGAGGUCACCCCCUUGGAGGAGGACUCUGGAUGGCCCCUAGCGGCGCCCCAGGUCCUCGAGACUACGUCCCAGGUGUUGUGGAAGCCCAUGGUUAUUUCAGAAACCAUGAAGCUAGUUCCAGGUGUGAGUAUGUGGAACCGGGGCACCCAGGAGCUGCUCAACCCUGCUGCCAUUCAGGAGGAGGCUGAAGAAGGCAGCCCCCAGGCGCCUGAACAGCAACCCAUCCAGACAGGUGUGUCCAAGCCACAGGUGAUUAUGAGACAGCAAAGGAACGAGACUCCCAAAGCCUGGCUGCUCCCCACCAAGCCUGUGCCCCACUCUGGGUCCUGAGCUUCCAUACUGGGAAUUGGACCUUGCUCAAAAUAAACGCAUUGCCGCAUAAACCGA